This is a messenger RNA of Acanthoscelides obtectus, 1656 nucleotides long. Lineage: Eukaryota; Metazoa; Arthropoda; Insecta; Coleoptera; Chrysomelidae. The record is from the annotation of a GenBank genome assembly.
AUGAAUGGUUUCACUGUGGAAUAUUUGAAACAUAACUUCAGUUCAUUGAGUUUGGAGCAAAAAAUUGAAAUAAAAAAUGCGGGAAGACCUACACCAGAAAUUAACUUAACUCAGACCACAAAGGGUAAAUCUAGAGACUUUAUUAGAAAGUUUAAAAUGGAAAUAUAUGAAAAGAAUAACUGGAUUUGUGGAUGCAGCACAACAAACCGUUUGUUUUGUUUUUCCUGUUUGUUGUUUGGUCACGGGGUUGCAGAGCCUGCCUGGACAAAAAAUGGAAUAGCCGACUUAGGACAUUUAGCACAAAAAAUUAAGAAACAUGAAAACACUCAAGUCCAUAUCAAUGCGCAACUGGAAAUGCAGCUUUUGGGAAAAGUAGAUAUACGGCAGCAGUUGGACAGUGCAUAUAGGCGCAGUAUUCAACAGCAAAAUGAACAAGUUAGAAAGAAUAGGUAUGUGCUUUCAAAAAUUAUUGAUUGCAUAAAAUUUUGCGGAGCUUUUGAAUUAGCCCUCCGCGGUCACGACGAAAAAGAUGGUUCAUCAAAUCCUGGUAUUUUUAGAGGUUUAAUAAAUUUCACUGCCGAAUUAGAUAUAGCACUUAAAGAUCAUUUUGAAAAAUCGACAGUAUUCAAAGGGGUAUCAAAAAUCAUUCAAAACGAAUUGUUAGAUUGCAUGUUACAAGUGGCUCAGGAAAAUAUAAGGAAAGAAAUUUUGGAAGCUGAAUUUGUUGCUGUUAUGGCUGACGAAACAACGGAUGUAGCUAAUUGUUAUCAAAUGACUACAGUAUUUAGGUACAUUCUACCAGAUGGAAGGCCAGUUGAACGUUUUUGGAAUUUUGUUACCCCCCCUGACCACGAUGCAGUUAGUCUCUCAGAAUGUGUGAGAACUAAUUUAAUACAAGUGCUAGACAAACCAGAGAAACUGAUAGCUCAAAGUUAUGACGGCGCUAGUGUAAUGAGUGGACGUCGUGGAGGUGUUCAAGCUCUUAUCCAACGCGAUUAUAUUUAUGCUUAUUUCAUUCAUUGUUAUGCCCACCAGCUAAAUUUGAUUUUAUUGCAAGCUACAAGCCAAAAUCAAGAAGUACGGGUAUUUUUUUCAAAUUUAAGCGAUAUUUCAACUUUUUUUUCUCAUUCUCCACAACGAGUUGCAGUUUUGGAUGACAUUGUUGGUGCAAGAGUUCCUAGGUCUUCUGUUACAAGAUGGAAUUUUAAAAGCAGAUCUAUAAAUACAGUAUAUGAAUAUCGCGAAUUGUUAAUAGAAUGCAUGGAAAAAAUAGAAGCUACUUCAAAACAAACUGUUACCAUCAAUCAAGCCACUGGUAUUGGCCGUAUGCUACAAGAUUCUAAGUUUGUGUUCUGGCUAACUGUAUUUCAUCGAAUAUUGCCACAUGCUGAUAUUUUAUAUAAUCAGUUACAAAAAACAGUGACUGACCCAGUGCAAAUUCAGACUGCCAUAAAGUGUUUUGAAAACUGCAUCCAAAAAGAGAGAGACUGCUUGGAAACAAUUGAAACUGAAAUUUCUGAAGAUACCACUACUACUCAAACUAAAAAGCGUCGUGCAAAUGAAGACCAGCAUAUUUGCAGAGCUGUUGCAGCCAAGGAAGUUUGUGAUACCAUAAUUACACAUGUAACAGAUAGAUUUUCUUUUACAAACAUUUAA